Messenger RNA from Myripristis murdjan (pinecone soldierfish), 3367 nucleotides. It is a transcript of the gene rmnd5b, whose product is annotated as required for meiotic nuclear division 5 homolog B. Gene Ontology annotation, cellular component: nucleus; cytoplasm; GID complex. The record is from RefSeq and is a predicted model, not a curated record. Gene Ontology annotation, biological process: proteasome-mediated ubiquitin-dependent protein catabolic process. Lineage: Eukaryota; Metazoa; Chordata; Actinopteri; Holocentriformes; Holocentridae. The transcript has 10 exons. Gene Ontology annotation, molecular function: ubiquitin protein ligase activity; protein binding. Bases 140 to 1315 code for a protein of 391 amino acids.
UGCGACACAGGAAGUUCCUCAUCCAGGACGACUGGCGGCGGAGUGUUGUCAUAACAGGCGAGUGGCUAACGCUAACGCUUGCUAACUAGUUAGCAAGAUAGGUGUUGGUGUUGUGUGUAUGAGUGUUCCAAUCUGAAUCAUGGAACAGUGUGCAUGUGUGGAGCGGGAGCUGGAGAAGGUGCUCCACCGCUUCGUUAUGUACGGCCACCAGUCCGAAGAGAGGCUAGACGAGCUUCUGCGCAGUGUCUGUGAGAUACGGGGACAGCUGGUCGCUUUUGGAGUUCAAGAUGCAGACUUAUCAGUCUUAUCUCAGACUAUGGCACAGUGUUGUAAGAAUAUCAAAGAAACAGUACAGAUGCUUGCCUCCCGACAUAAGGACAUUCACGGCAGUGUGUCAAAAGUGGGCAAAGCUAUUGACAGGAAUUUUGAUGCAGAGGUCAGUGCUGUGGUGGCAGAGACAGUGUGGGACUCCCCAGAGAGACAGAAAUACCUGAGUGAAACCAUUGUGGAGCACCUGUACAGACAAGGGAUGCUCAACGUAGCAGAAGAUCUGUGCCAGGAGUCUGGAGUAGUUAUAGAUAUGAGUAUGAAGCAGCCUUUCCUGGAGCUGAACCGGAUCCUGGAGGCUCUAAGGAUGCAGGACCUCAGACCGGCACUAGAGUGGGCGGUGACGAAUCGGCAACGACUGCUAGACCUGAACAGCAGUUUAGAGUUCAAGUUGCACCGCUUGUACUUCAUCAGUCUGCUCAACGGGGGCAUCAGCAACCAGCUGGAGGCCCUGCAGUAUGCCAGGCACUUCCAGCCCUUUGCUGCUCAGCACCAGAGAGAUAUCCAGAUCCUGAUGGGCAGUCUGGUUUACCUGCGUCAUGGCAUUGAGAACUCUCCAUACCGCAGUCUGCUGGAGACCAACCAGUGGGCCGAGAUCUGUAACAUCUUCACCAGGGAUGCCUGUGCUCUGCUGGGCCUCUCUGUAGAGUCACCUCUUAGUGUUAGCUUUGCAUCAGGCUGCAUGGCCUUGCCAGUGCUGAUGAACAUCAAGCAGGUGAUCGAGCAGAGGCAGUGCAGUGGAGUCUGGACACACAAAGAUGAGCUGCCUAUCGAAAUUGACCUUGGGAAGAAGUGCUGGUACCACUCUGUGUUCGCCUGCCCCAUCCUCCGGCAGCAGACAUCAGAGAGCAACCCGCCCAUGAAGCUCAUCUGUGGCCACGUCAUCUCCAGAGAUGCCCUUAACAAACUGACUAACGCUGGAAAGUUGAAAUGCCCAUACUGCCCCAUGGAGCAGAAUCCGUCAGAUGCCAAGCAGAUCUACUUUUGAUACCAUCCGCUCUCCUCACGAGUAAGGCUGAAGUUUCCUGGAGUUCCUUGUGUUUCCAGGACCAUUUGCUCUGGCCCCCCCUCCCCCUGUUCCUGGCCUGUGGCCUAUUAUUAUAAGCAUCAAGGUUUUAUCCCAGUGCUCCUCUGGACAGCCUUGGCCAUCCCUAACCCACCUUGGACCCUCCGCCUUCUCUUAGUGUACAGAGACCAGUGGGGAUGGUCCGACUACGGCCUGUUUUAGAGUGAGGAGUCUGUCCGUAGCGAGAGCACCCUCACAAGGAAGCACCUCAGAAAAAGGAUCAUUCAUUGAAACUCAUUUGCAAAUGCCUGCAAAGUUAUAGGCUUAUCCUUUUAAGUAUGUACUGCUUUAUAGUCUUUGUUUUCUUGAUUUUAUUGACUGUUGGAGUUGGCUUACGGAUGACUGCUUUUUUCCUUUUUAGGUUUUUUUUUUUUUUUUUUUCCCCUUUUGUUUUGACAGGAGCAGCUGAAUGAUUAUGAGUGGGUGUAGAGUGGGCAUAUGGGAAUGGUAAAGAAAGUUUCUGAUUUCAGGAUACUAUUUAACUUCUAAUAUAGCCGAGAAAGAUCAGAGAAGCCUCUGAAAAAGUAUAUUCAAUUAUAAAUUGUACUGAAGGUUUGUCAUUUGCUGGUGGAGGGUACUGUAGAGGUCUAUCUUGAAUUGAACACUGAUUGUGAAAUGUGACCCAUUUCUUUUCCGUAAUGUAAUAAAGGUCUCCCGUAGUUGAAAGUCACUCUUGGCUGAUGUAUCAGUUUGAUCAGUAGAACGAUUGAUUAACUCAUCAAUGGUGGAACAGCUUUUUUGUGACCGACUGCACCAGCAAGAUUUUCCUCAUUAUGGAAGCCAUGUGUCUUGUUCUAUGUAUGUAUUUAACAAUACCACAAAAAGAAAACAAAAAAAUAUAUACUACUGUGAAAUGUGUUUUGUUUCUAUUUUUUAUUGCAAGAGCCAAGGAAGCUCAUGUAAGAUAGUAAAUUUAAACUGAACAGCAACACCCGUAAUGAACAUAACUGCAUAACUUUAAGUACUAAUGAUUCAACAAGACUCAUCACAGUUGUGCCAUUGCCUCACUCACUGCAUUGUGUAUCCUAAGCUUGCACACAGUGUGAUUUGGAGAUGUAUAGUGGUGUGAUGGUAGCCGUAUGGUCUGACUUGCAGUGACUGUAGGCUUGUGAUUCAGCUUUACUAGUUAUGGGUGGAAAAAUCCUCUGACCAUUGUGGUUGUUUAACAUAUAUACACAUAAAUUGCCUCUGCCGCAUAUAUUUGGCUUUUAUUUGAGAUUGAGUCAGAUUAGAGACAUUGAAAUCUAUACAUUUCCUCAGGGCUCAUUGUAACAACCCACAUCACACUUUGCAGUUUGUUUUAGUGUAAAGAUAUACAUUUAUAUAGGAAGUAUUGAAUCAAAGAUUACACAUAUUUGGCUAUCAGGGCUGUGCACUUUCAAAGUUUGUAGUAAAUUGGGUGGCUCUCAGAAUUUGUACAUAUUCAAUUAAUGAAGUUUUGAAGUACACUUGGGGAAAGUGCCGCAAGAUCCAAGCCAUUUGGAUGUAUAGUUUGUGUAGAUAUCCCAUGCUAAUAGUGCAAGUUCCCGUUUCCUCAUGAAAAUGGUGAUGUCACCUCACACUGUUGAGGCUUAUUUGUUCAGCAGGCACUGCACCAGCAUAGCUCACACUGACAAUGCAACCUAACACUUAACUAUCACUGGUAUCAAGUCAGAAUCUAAGCUGAACAACGUCAUUUUUUCUUUUAUUUUCUACCGUUUUAGUUUGGUUUGAACAAAAGCACACAUUUUUGUGUGAAACUUCACUGAAUUUCCUCUGUUUUUCUUUCUUCGGUUGACAAUCAUGCAUUGCUUCUCUGAACAUUCUUCAGAUAGACUGCUAGCCCUCCAUACUUAUGCCGUAUAAUUUUUUGUUGAAUGUUUGCAUUUCCUGCUUUUGUGUGUUAUGCAAGUUUUAUUGUAAAUAAUUAUCCUCCUAACAUGUUUCAUAUACUUGCAUCUGAAAAUAAAAUAAAAAACUUUAUACUCCAAGUCA